AUGGAUGUACAGAGUAGCAACCCGGGGUUUUAUGGGGCCGAGGAUCCGAUUGAAUGGGGCACAUCGAGAAAAGACGGGACGGAGCGGAGGGAUGUGCGAGCAUCAGCCAUAUCACGUGAUGUGCACCGCCACAUUGUAUCUCCAAGCCUCGUGCGGGACGCUUUCUUGGUCUGCGUUUUGCGUCGACAUCAAGGUCAACACCAGCAACGACCAUGUCAAGAUGACAACACAUCCCCUUCAUGGCCCGAGGCAGGCUGCGAUAUGAUCCAGCCUGCAAUUGCAGCGGGCUUGGCCGAGGCCUGCUGUUGGCAUCCGUCGUCCAGAGCCUCACUUCGAGGCAAGGCCAAGGCAGCCUUGCUCGAGUUGAGCAAGUGUUUCCCCUCGCUUCUUCUCUUUGCUGUCAUCCUCAUGCGCCAUCAGAGCGACCCUGCUGUGGCCAGUGGCCAUGUGCUACACAUUCAGCGGCAGCCUUUCCUGCCUCGCCCAGGGCCCUCUACGACACUCACUCACUCACUCAGCCCGCUCCCCCAUGGUUCCUGGUCCCAAGUGGGAUUUGCGGGUCGGGUUUACUUCGGCUGGCGCAACAUUCCCGCAAGCUCGAUCCGACGAAUGGGAGCGCCGAACAGAGCUCAUCAGCAAACUCUGAGGGAGACACACACACUCACAGAGAGAGAGAGGGGGGAGAAGAGGGAGAGAGAGGGCCUGACGGGCAGAAGCACCAAGCAUUCGGCGGAAACAGCAGCAGCAUCAGACUCUGGCGUCCGUGGACCGCGAACAGGAGCCCGUGGACCUCGACGGGCAGCAAAUGACAGCAACAGCAGCAGCAGUAGGCACCAAGCAUCCCCCCUUCGCUCUCACCUCCCACACACCGCACCGACCCGCGAUUUUCUUGCUUGCACCGAAAGCUCCCUCGCUCCCCAUUCGCCCCCCCCCCUGUUCUUCGACUCCUGCGGUCUGCCCGUCACCGACGAACAACAACAAUCACCGUCAGUCUUGGAGCUAAAUUUCUGCCAUCUCCAUCCACCUCCACCAAAGCUUCCCUCGACAACCCCUCCAACUUCAACACCAACCCGCAACAGGCAUCUACAAAUAGAAGGCUGUAUUUUCUCCGCCCACUUACUUGCAGUCGACAACUCGCAUUUCCGCUCCGGCCGAACCCUCGAAUUUUAUCCCACCCACCCCCCGAGUUCAUCGACUCUUUUUUUUCGCGUUUCCGCCUCGAUAUCAACAAUGGCCGGCGGCAAGGGAAAGUCUGGCGGAAAGACGUCCGGAGGCAAGGCUACGGCCGAGGUCCCCAAGAAGCAACAGAGCCACUCUGCUCGCGCUGGUCUCCAGCCGUCGCAGCUUGCUAACCACGGACCCUUUCAGUUCCCAUGCGGUCGUGUCAAGCGUUUCCUCAAGGCCAACACCCAGAACAAGAUGCGCGUCGGUGCUAAGGCUGCCAUCUAUGUUACUGCCGUGCUUGAGUACUUGACUGCUGAAGUUCUUGAGCUUGCAGGCAACGCCGCCAAGGACCUCAAGGUCAAGCGUAUCACCCCCCGCCACCUCCAGCUUGCCAUCCGCGGUGACGAGGAGCUCGACACCCUGAUCCGUGCCACCAUCGCCUUCGGUGGUGUUUUGCCACACAUCAACCGCGCGCUCCUUCUCAAGGUCGAGCAAAAGAAGAAGGCCAAGGCGAUCGAGGCAUAA
Molecule: messenger RNA, 1689 nt
Organism: Colletotrichum higginsianum IMI 349063
Lineage: Eukaryota; Fungi; Ascomycota; Sordariomycetes; Glomerellales; Glomerellaceae
Product: Histone H2A
Exons: 6
Coding region: 1-1689 (562 amino acids)
Cellular component (GO): nucleosome
Molecular function (GO): DNA binding; structural constituent of chromatin; protein heterodimerization activity
Source: RefSeq, a predicted model, not a curated record